GGGAAUGUGCGGGAUGGGCCACGAAUUGGCGCCUGUGGAGUUUAAUUCCCUUCUGGCCGUGGGCCCCCGUUCGUCGCACCCAUCGCCCUGCCCUCGCCUUCGCCUUCUCCUUAUUAUCGCGUGUAGCGCAACAAGGUUGCUCGCCCAGCUCCUUCACUAGCCUUACCUCUUCUUUUCUUCCUUUUCCCUCUUCCUUCCAGCCCUGAAGGUACCCCCUUCUAGUCACUCAUUUCUCCUCUCCUUCUCCUCUUUUCUGGUCCGCCUUCCCUCUUCGCUUGCGGAACGGAUUCGUCGAGUUUUUUUUCCCCCUCUACUUUUCUUUGUAAUUUUAUCUCCACCAAUAUCACCGUCGCAAACCUCCACAACUCGCCCUCACGUCUCUGACCCCCACCGCCACAAUGGGGAGGGCACUUCAGAACCAUUCCGUCAAGUACCUGUCGGCGGCCACCCUUCUGGUGUUUAUCUGGUUCGUCUGGAGCCUGGGACUUCGCAACGAGGCCCAGGAAAGGCUCGCAGGCAUCGUUCCCAGCGUUGGGACAGAUGCCAGCCACAAGGAGCCCCCAAAGGCGUCGCCCGAGCAGCCUUCGCACGAGGCUUCUAACGAGGCUCUCAAGACCAAGCCAUCCGGCGCUCCCCACCCCGAUAUCCUCGAUGAGGCGGCCGCCAAGCAGUACUGCAACAACUAUCGUCUGCACCCAUUCCCGCGCGACCGCGUCGCCUCGCGCAAGAUCUACGACCUGCUGCUCAUCAACACUGAGUUGGAAAUACUCGACGUCCGAAUGGGCCAGAUGGCGCCGGGCGUCGACUAUUUCGUCAUUCUGGAGUCAGACACGACCUUUACCGACAAACCCAAGCCGCUCCACGUCGAGGAAAACUGGGCCCGUUUCCAGCAGCACCACUCGCAGAUGAUCCGUCGCACCAUGGAUCUGACGACGGGCGACUUCAAGAAGACGUGGGAGCGCGAGUCCGCCUCGCGCAACGCCAUGUAUAGCCAGGUCAUCCCCUUCCUCACCGGCCAGGAGGAGGCACACACCGACGAUGUUCUGCUCGUUUCCGAUGUCGACGAGAUGUUCAAGCCCGAGACCCUCAAAGUCUUCCGCAACUGCAUCAUCCCCGACAAGGUCACCACCCAGUCGGACCUCUUCUACUACUCGUUCCAGUGGGUCAACGAAUACGACUGGAUGCACCCCCAAGCCACCAUCUACAAGGGCAAGGACACAGUUCUUCCCCAGGACCUGCGCACCCACGGAAAUGAACACAUGAUCCUUCACGACGCCGCCUGGCAUUGCAGCUACUGCUUCCCCACCGUUGCCGAGAUCGUCAAGAAGAUCACUAGCUUUUCGCAUACCGAGAUGGACAGGCCCGAGUUCAAGGACCCCGUCAAGAUUGUCGAGCGAGUCCGCAAUGGCCGCGACAUGUUUGAGCGGAGCAACUGCACGCGCGUCGAGCAUAAUAAGGACGUGCCCGAAUUUGUUAUGAACAACCGCGAGAAGUACGGCUAUAUGCUGGAUCGCGACCCUCCCAACGCCAACUUUAUUGACUACACCCCCUGAGCUAGUCGCAAGCGCCAGUGGUAUGCAAAACUAUGGGCUUUGACGGGUCCAACUCAAUUACGAACCAUCAAGGCAUCAACUCGCGCCCUGACAUAUGGCGUAUCUAAUGGGCAUUUCCCCCACCUAAUGUGUUGUACAAUCUUGGCUCUGCUUUUGUCCAGAGCCGGGUGUAUGUCAGGUCUGGCUUCAGGUCCUGUCAUUAGCACGACCUCUCGCGGAGGGGCGCCCGUUGUUGCUGAUCAUCCGUAGCCGUUCAGGCCAGUUUUCUGUUCCCAUCCAUGUGAUUUGGGCUUGCCUGUGCGAUGAUAAGGAAGAAAGAAGGGGGAAAAAAGGUUAGAGUUUGAUGGUUGUCUUUCGAGCUGAUGAUGAUGUAUGAAAUGACAUCAAGGGGUGGCACCACACGCGCCAAGGGAAAAGAGAAAAAACAGAAAAGGAUCAAAGUUCACACCAUUCUGCGGUCCAUCUUGGUACUCUUGGUUGAGGUGUUUAUUCGC
Gaeumannomyces tritici R3-111a-1 is the source of this 2047-nucleotide messenger RNA. RefSeq lists its product as hypothetical. The transcript has 2 exons. Gene Ontology annotation, molecular function: beta-1,4-mannosylglycoprotein 4-beta-N-acetylglucosaminyltransferase activity. Gene Ontology annotation, biological process: protein N-linked glycosylation; N-acetylglucosamine metabolic process. Gene Ontology annotation, cellular component: membrane. The record is from RefSeq and is a predicted model, not a curated record. Lineage: Eukaryota; Fungi; Ascomycota; Sordariomycetes; Magnaporthales; Magnaporthaceae. The coding region runs from base 399 to 1553 and encodes 384 amino acids.